UAACAACCCUCCUUGUUUGAUUCAGUAGGUCAUUCACUUGGUAAGGCGCUCUUUCGAUUGUCUCGUGCAGUGGCACUUGUGGAAUUUGCUAAUCAUGUCUGGAGGGUUCUCAGUCUUGGAGCUUUCUGCAGAAGACUUGCGGUUGAUGCUGGCAGCCCAAGUUCAUGUAGGCGAGACGACCAUGAACUUUCAGAUGGCUAAUUAUGUACACGGACGUACCAAAGAGGGAUUCCAUAUAAUCAAGCUGGAUAAAACAUGGGAAAAAAUACUUCUUUCUGCACGCGCUAUUGCAGCAAUCGACUAUCCAGCAGGGGUUUUUGCAAUCGGAUCCAGGCCAUAUACGCAACGUGCUGUCUUGAAAUUCGCUAACUACACUCGUACAACAGCUAUGGCAGGUCGCUUCACUCCUGGUGCUUUCACAAACCAAAAGCAAGCAUGCUACAGAGAGCCGCGUCUCCUUGUUGUCAGUGAUCCUCUGAGUGAUCAUCAGGCUGUAAUUGAAGCUAGUCGUGUAAACGUUCCAGUGAUCGCAUUUUGCAACACUGAUACACCUUUACAUCGUGUCGAUAUUGUUAUCCCUUGCAACACUAAGUCUACUCAUUCAAUUGCUGUUGUUUGGUGGUUGCUUGCUCGUGAAGUCCGACGUAUACGGGGAGAAGAUAUAAGACUGCAACAAUGGAGCGUGCUACCGGAUUUAUUUUUAUACCGUGAUCCUACAGACGAAGAACAAAAUAAUGAAGAAACUGAUGAUGCUAGGAUGGAGCCAGCAAUCCCAGGUGCUGAUGUGGAGGCCGCAGAAACAUGGGGAGUUGAACCGACAAUGCCUGUUGGAUCACUUGGUGAUAUGGGUCUUCCUGCCUCUGGUUACGGUCCUGUUGGUGGAGCUGCUGGCGGAGGUUGGAGUAAUCUGGAUGCGGAUCCAACUGAAACUUGGUAGUUGGCUAAUAUAAAUUCAUGAAGUGG
Messenger RNA from Trichobilharzia szidati, 963 nucleotides. NCBI's taxonomy places the organism in Eukaryota, Metazoa, Platyhelminthes, Trematoda, Strigeidida, Schistosomatidae. The record is from the annotation of a GenBank genome assembly.